AUGACCCCACCAAUUUGUACAACGAGCAAUGGGGCUCCAAUGCCUCGGUACGGUCUGACCGCAUCUGCCACUGCAGGAUCGACGGGACCGCUCCUCCUGCAAGACUUUGAGUUUAUCGACCACCUGUCACACUUCGAUCGCGAGCGAAUUCCUGAGCGUGUUGUUCAUGCCAAAGGUGGUGGAGCCUUCGGGUACUUUGAAGUGACCCACCCCGAGAUCACGGAGUACACGUGUGCCCACAUGUUCUCGGAAGUCGGCAAGCGCACGCCUGUCGCAGCUCGUUUUUCCUUUGUGACGGGCGAACAUGGCAGCCCGGACACGACUCGGGACCCCCGUGGAUUCGCCCUGAAGUUUUACACGGAGAAGGGGAACUGGGACCUCGUGUGCAACAACACGCCCAUCUUCUUCAUUCGCGACCCCAUUCUCUUCCCGAGCUUCAUCCACUCGCAGAAGCGUCUGCCCGUAUCAAACUUGAAAGAUGCCAACAUGGUGUGGGAUUUCUUUUCACUGCGACCCGAGUCACUGCACAUGCAAACGUGGCUCUUCUCGGACCGCGGGAUCCCCAAUGGCUACCGAUACAUGAACGGCUACGGCAGCAACACGUUUGCCAAUGUCAACAAGGAGGGACAAACGACUUACGUCAAGUACCAUUUCAAAACGAAUCAGGGGAUUCGCAACAUGCCAGUCGACGAAGCCGCUUUCUUGGCUGGUGCCGACCCAGACUACGCAAAUCGAGACUUGUUCGAAGCCAUCGAGGGUGGUGAUUUCCCGUCGUGGACGUUGUACAUUCAGACAAUGACUCCUGAACAAGCGAAGGAACAUAAGUUUAUUGCGUUUGACGUAACGAAGGUAUGGCCACAUGGUGAUUUUCCACUGAAAGAAGUCGGACGUCUCGUGCUCAACAAGAACCCGAGCAACUACUUUGCGGACGUGGAACAACUGGCCUUUGCACCUUCACACAUGGUGCCUGGCAUCGCGCCGUCACCGGACAAAAUGCUGCAAGGUCGGCUGUUCUCGUACCCGGACACGUUGCGUCACCGUCUGGGUAAGAACUAUCAGCAGAUUCCAGUGAAUCGACCGCUGAAGGACCCGCAGACGUACCAGCGCGAUGGCUUCUUCGUGGUGAACGGCAACAUGAACGGGGCACCAACCUACUUCCCGAACAGCCUGGGUGGACCGGUCGAAGAUGAGUCGCUGCGCUACCACACGUACGACGGCGAGCAUUCGGUGGUGGACAAGUACUCGUCCGCCUAUGACGACAACCUCUCGCAAGUGCGGGUUUUCUACCAGAAGGUGCUGGACGAGGAAGCGCGGGAGCGAUUGACGGACAACAUUGCCACCUCGCUCGUGAAUGCUUCCAAACCGGUGCAGGAGCGGACGCUGCAGAACUUCAACGAGGUGGAUGAGCAUUACGCCACCCGUGUGCGAGAAAAGAUGGAGCAAAUGGUGAAGGCGAAGGAGUCGGUGCCGAAGUCGAAGAAGCACAUCACUGCGCCACUCAAUCCUCCACGCAAGGCAUUUACGCCGGUGGCGCCGUAA
Molecule: messenger RNA, 1539 nt
Organism: Peronospora matthiolae
Lineage: Eukaryota; Oomycota; Peronosporomycetes; Peronosporales; Peronosporaceae
Source: the annotation of a GenBank genome assembly